Brassica napus (rape) is the source of this 711-nucleotide messenger RNA. RefSeq names its product cell division cycle 5-like protein. The transcript has a single exon. The record is from RefSeq and is a predicted model, not a curated record. NCBI's taxonomy places the organism in Eukaryota, Viridiplantae, Streptophyta, Magnoliopsida, Brassicales, Brassicaceae. Gene Ontology annotation, biological process: mRNA splicing, via spliceosome. The coding region runs from base 1 to 711 and encodes 236 amino acids. Gene Ontology annotation, cellular component: spliceosomal complex; Prp19 complex.
AUGAGGAGCAUGGUUAAGGGAGGCGUGUGGAAGAACACCGAAGAUGAGGUCCUCAAGGCCGCCAUGAUGAAGUACGGUAAGAACCAAUGGGGUCGGAUCUCGUCUCUCAGCGUUCGCAAGUCAGCCAAACAAUGCAAAGCUCGCUGGAACGAGUGGCUCGACCCUUCUAUCAAGAAAACUGAAUGGACCAGAGAAGAAGAUGAGAAGCUUCUACAUCUUUCAAAGAUUCUCCCUACACAGUGGAGAACAAUCGCUCCUGCCGUGGGACGCACGCCAUCUCAGUGCCUUGAGAGGUACGAAAAGCUUCUUGAUGCAUCAUCAUGCAGUAAGGGUUAUGAAGCAGGGGGUGAUCCACGGAAGCUACGUCCUGGUGAGAUUGAUCCUAAUCCAGAGUCGAAGCCUGCUCGUCCUGAUCAAGUGGACAUGGAAGAUGAUGAGAUGGAGAUGCUUUCUGAAGCUAGGGCUAGAUUGGCUAACACUAGGGGGAAGAAGGCUAAAAGAAGAGCUAGAGAAAAGCAAAUUCAGGAAGCUAGAAGUCUUGCUUCUCUGCAGAAGAGGAGGGAACUAAAAGCAGCUGGGAUUGAUGAUGGGAAGCGUAGGAACAGGAAGGGAAAGGGGAUCGACUAUAGUGCAGAGAUUGCUUUCGAAAAGAGGGCACCUGCUGGAUUUUAUGACACUGCAGAUGAAGAUCGUCAUGCUGACAACCAUUGA